ACACGCGUUGUCAAGCAAAACGAAAGCGAUUCAUAUUUGAGGUUGUCAAACUAAAAGCCAAAUAAAGAUAUCAAAAUAAACAAACCGAGAACAAGGGAUUUUUGUGGUUAUGAUGUGAAGUUUUUACUAAGUUUAGUCUUAUCAUAUUGAAGUCAUACCGAUAAUAGAAUAAACAUGGAAUCUUUUGUGCGUUAUCGAAACAUUUUAUUAUUAUUUGUAUUUGUAAGCGGCGUGAAUUCGUUGCCAUAUGACGUGCACUGGCUGGGAGGUCCUACUAUAAUUGAUAGGGAGAUCAAACCAAAUAAAGAAACAAUUGACAUCUACUGUUAUAGUGGAUGUAAUAAGAAUUUAUUUGUGUUGUGGCAGACAGUCAAGUUUAAUAUAAAAAUAAAAAAUGAUGAAUUCAACCAGUACCUCGGAGAUAAUCCAGAGGAUGUCUAUAAAGACUAUACAGAGAACAGCUAUGGCUGGGCCGUUGUCAAUCCAUUUCAGAAGAAAUCAUACAAAAGUAUCUCAAUUGACCUAUUUACACCAACAUGUAUGGCCAUAGACACAAAACAUCGCCAUAGUAUAGAGUUGCAUAUACAGAGAGUUGACAUGUGGAGAGUACUUCUAAUGGCCCUUGGUCUAGUGUUAAUAUUCUCCUCAAAAGCAUUAAGUGGAAAUCCAGUAUUCUUCUAUGUCUGUGGAGUUCUGGUCGGAGUGUCAGCUUCCUUUUUGCUCCUGGUCUAUUAUUUUAGCAAGCUACUACCUAGGAAAACGCUAACAUAUGGAUUACUGAUUGGUGGUUGGACAGUAGGAGUGUACUUACUCCGUCAGGCCUGGGAGAAUGUACAGAGUAUCCUGAUGUCGUACCAAGUGUAUAUGUUCUGGUACACAUUGGUUGUGACAUUCGUUAGUUUUGUAGUCUGCUAUAGAAUCGGUCCGCCAAAGAACCAGAGGAGCAAAAAUCUUGUCAUGUGGACAUUACAGGUGAUAGGGGCUAUAAUGAUAUUCUUCAGCAGUCAGUACCGCGAGGCGUCGACCACGGUGUGCGUUUUGGCACUCUGCAUUAAAUAUUUCCCGCAGACCUGGCUCUACAGGGUACAGGCAUAUUGGCGACGUAAGUUCCCUCCUCAGCGACGUCUGCUGACCAGCGAGGAGUAUUACGAGCAGGGCGCGCGCGAGACGAAGCGUGCGCUUGACAGCCUUCGCCAGUACUGCAGCAGUCCUGACUGCAAGCAGUGGAACGUCAUUAUGAAGAUUAGUGAUGCCAAAAGGUUCGCAAGUUUUGUGGAAGGUAACUCCCACUUAAGUGAUGAUGAAGUGAUGGACUACGAGUCGUACGCGUUCUCAUUGGAGCGGGACAAGCCUGUCGCUAACUCCACUCGCGCGUACGAUAUCUCUGAUGACGACUCUUCUACUGAUGAUGAAGACUAUCUUUGAUGAAAUGAAGAUCGUGGUGAUGUAAAGUGUGAUCAAAAUGUAUAAAGGAUGUCGAGGAGAGUUGUGUGAGAUAUUUGUUACUAUCUCGAUAUUAAGAAGUGUAUUCAGGGGUCAGUAAUAUUUGGUUUCAGAGUGAUAUUUUUAGUAAUUUCUAUGAAUUUAUUAUGUCACAAAGAGGCAUUUUGAUAAGUAACGUUUUAGGUUCUAGUUUAUUUUAUCGUUUAGUUAAAAAAUUUCAAGGACUUUUGGAGAUCUUAUAAAAAAAGAUCUUUUAUUAGGUGCGCAACUAAGUUCUCGCUUUUUUUUUUCGAUAAAAAUAUAACUUUAUUAUUAAAAAAUGGUCACAAAUGAAUCAUUCAAAGUUUUGCCCAUCGCUAGACACAACUUUUUCCCAUCUUUCUGGUAGAGCUCGAAUACCUUGACGCCAGAAGUGUCCUUAUAAUUUUUCUUACAAUUUGUUCAAUGGUUAAAAAUGUUGCUGACCUCUGCUGCAUAGUUUCUACCUAAAACGAAUCUUUUUUUUUUGUUUGAAAGCUUAUGUGUUCUUAGUUUUAUUUCUUUAGAUUUUUAACAUA
Molecule: messenger RNA, 2000 nt
Organism: Papilio xuthus (Asian swallowtail)
Lineage: Eukaryota; Metazoa; Arthropoda; Insecta; Lepidoptera; Papilionidae
Gene: Nemp
Product: nuclear envelope integral membrane protein
Exons: 9
Coding region: 175-1425 (416 amino acids)
Cellular component (GO): nuclear envelope
Source: RefSeq, a predicted model, not a curated record